Messenger RNA from Schistocerca serialis cubense, 1450 nucleotides. RefSeq names its product high mobility group protein B2. Gene Ontology annotation, molecular function: transcription cis-regulatory region binding. Lineage: Eukaryota; Metazoa; Arthropoda; Insecta; Orthoptera; Acrididae. The transcript has 5 exons. The record is from RefSeq and is a predicted model, not a curated record. The coding region runs from base 134 to 826 and encodes 230 amino acids.
UUCACCCAAAGUUAUACACUGUUUGUUUACUGUCUGUCACGUAGUUGUAACAAGUAAUACAAAGUUGGUUUUGUGUGUUCCAUAGUGGUAUUUGUGAACAAGUGAGUUCUUUUGCUGAAUUCUGCUGUGAAAUAUGAUUGUGCCACCGUCAAACGCAGUUUCUGAUGAUUCAGAAGACGACGUUGAAAAUGCUGAAGUAGAUAUCUAUCGCAGGAAGUAUCAACUUCUGUUGGAAAGGUGUGAAGUAUUACAGCAAGACAAUGAAAGAUUGGUGCAUAGAAUUCAGCAUGUUAAGAGGAUGCUGCGGAGGUACAGGAGGGACAGGAAAUUUUUGAUGGAGUGCCUUGACCAGCAUGGAGAUAAUUGGCGGAAUGCAUACCUUCAACUUUCAUUAGAUGAACCAAGCUCUUCUGCAACAGUUAAAACGGAGAAGCAUCAGUCCAAAAAUAUAGAACGGACACCUUCAACAAAGGGAACUGCAGCAAGCGAGAAGAUAAGUCGCAAAUCUGGGAAUAGUUCAACAGGAAAACGUAAAGGAACUAAACAUGCUGAUCCAAAUGCUCCAAAACGGCCAGCAAACCCUUUCUUACAGUUUUGUCAAGAACAGCGGCCAAUUGUUAUGGAACGCUUAGGACAUGAACAAAAAGGAGAAGCAGAAACAUCUCGUCAAGAACUUACAAGGCAGUUAGCUAGUCGGUGGAACACCCUUCCAGCUGAAGAUAAAAAGGUUUACUACGAUAUGUACGAGAAGUCAAAGGAGAAGUAUGCAGCCGAGAUGCAGAUGUAUGCAAAGCGAACCCAGACUCCUGUGGAAGAUGAUGUGUGAAAUGAAAUGAACUAAACUAACAAAUAUACAGCCACACAUGGAAUCAAACACACUGUUUGUUGGUAUCUGUUAUUUUGGAUGGAGGUUAGGAGUGCUUUGUCUUCUUGUGUAAAUUGAACACUGGAGUGAAAUGUGACAUUGGCUUACAACCUCAAUUUGUCACUGUAUUUAUUUUCAUGCCAAUGUAUCUAGAGGCGGUGAAGCCAAUUAAAGAUAUGUGUAAGAAGAGCUUUCUUGGGGAAGUUGAAAUAAUGUAUCACUCCAGUAGAUACCUUUUUACUUAAGCUUGUUCCUCUUGAAUGGAUGGUGGCAGCUACAGGUUAAAGGCACAGACACCCAUUACGGUACACUUGACCAAUGGUGGAACCUGUGUUUGUAAAGUAAAUUUACAAAAAGAAGACAUUUUACUACAUAUUUUUAGACAGCAGUAAAGGGCACGAGUUCUGUGUAGCAUACUACGAGAUGAAACAUGGCUGCAAGAUAGCGACCUGCUGCAGUAAUUCGAUUGUUGGUAGGUCUGGUAUAUCUAUUCCGUAUGAUACUCUGUCACAUUACAGAGCUGCUUCCUGCUCCAUUCAUGGAUGUGACAUGGAAAGAAUAAUAAACUAAAAACUGUUUAUAUGA